Molecule: messenger RNA, 1123 nt
Organism: Empidonax traillii (willow flycatcher)
Lineage: Eukaryota; Metazoa; Chordata; Aves; Passeriformes; Tyrannidae
Exons: 2
Source: RefSeq, a predicted model, not a curated record
AUGGACCUGAUGGGUGUGCAACGGGGGCUGAGUGUGCAACGGGAACUGAGCCUGCAGCGAGCGCUGAGUGUGCAACGGGAGCUGAGCCUGCCCCGGGACGUGGACCUGAGUGUGCAACGGGAACUGAGUGUGCAACGGGACAUGGACCUGAGUGUGCAACGGGAACUGAGUGUGCAACGGGAGCUGAGUGUGCAACGGGAGCUGAGCCUGCCCCGGGACGUGGACCUGAGUGUGCAAAGGGAACUGAGUGUGCAACGGGAACUGAGUGUGCAACGGGAGCUGAGCCUGCCACGGGACGUGGACCUGAGAGUGCAACAGGGACUGAGUGUGCAACGGGACAUGGACCUGAGUGUGCAACAGGGACUGAGUGUGCAACGGGAGCUGAGCCUGCCACGGGACAUGGACCUGAGAGUGCAACGGGAACUGAGUGUGCAACAGGACAUGGACCUGAGAGUGCAACAGGGACUGAGUGUGCAACGGGAGCUGAGCCUGCCACGGGAUGUGGACCUGAGUGUGCAACGGGAACUGAGUGUGCAACGGGAGCUGAGUGUGCAACAGGACCUGAGUGUGCAACAGGACAUGGACCUGAGUGUGCAACACGACGUGGAUGCGAUCGUGGGAAGGGACCUGAGCGUGCAACGGGAGCUGAGCGUGCAGCAGGACACGGACGUGGGCGUGCAACAGGACGUGGGGGUGAUCGUGGGGCAAGACCUGAGUGUGCAACGGGAGCUGAGUGUGCAACGGGAGCUGAGUGUGCAACGGGAGCUGGAUCUGCAGCGGGGGCUGAGUGUGCAACGGGAGCUGGGUGUGCAACAGGAGCUGAGUGUGCAACGGGAGCUGGAUCUGCAGCAGGGGCUGGGUGUGCAGCCGGGCGUGGGUGUGCAAAGGAAGCUGAGCGUGCAGUGGGAGCCCCCCGUGGGGCGGGACCCGGCCGUGAGCGUGCAAAGGAGAAUGAGCGUGCAACAGGAGGGGCAGCGGCAGCUGAGCGUGCAGUGGGACCCCCGUGUGCAAUGGGGUGUGGACCUGAGUGUGCAACGGGAGCUGAGUGUGCAACGGGAGCCACGUGUGCCCUGGGACGGGGACCUGAGUGUGCAACGGGAGCUGAGCGUGCAACGGGAGCCAC